Molecule: messenger RNA, 3914 nt
Organism: Orcinus orca (killer whale)
Lineage: Eukaryota; Metazoa; Chordata; Mammalia; Artiodactyla; Delphinidae
Gene: ZBTB32
Product: zinc finger and BTB domain containing 32
Exons: 5
Coding region: 2131-3609 (492 amino acids)
Biological process (GO): regulation of transcription by RNA polymerase II
Cellular component (GO): nucleus
Molecular function (GO): protein binding; RNA polymerase II cis-regulatory region sequence-specific DNA binding; DNA-binding transcription factor activity, RNA polymerase II-specific
Source: RefSeq, a predicted model, not a curated record
GUUAAGGAGUGCUAAAGUGUGAAAAGAGGGGAAAUCUCUGAGGACCUUCACCCCCUGGGCAGGAAGUCAAAGAAACCUCGGAGUCCUGAUUUCAGAGAAAUGUCAUUUGUCAUCAACCCAAGAAAAGGAGUUUUUCUCUUCGAAGACCACCACAGGCCCUUCCUGGGGUUGCCCCCAUCAGAGCCUGAUGGGAGGAUCUGAGUCACUCACACACCCAGUCCCCAGUGAUGUCCCAGAUGACAGGGGUCAUUCCCACAGAGCAGUUGAGGCUUCCUAGUACCAAGUCAGAGAGAGGGAGGAGGAGGCAUGCUUUUGGCCCUCCUUCACUCUCUCCUUAGAAUGCAGAUGUUUCAGUCCUUUUUACUUUUGAGGUAGUAGAAAGAGCUUCCAGCUGCUAGAGAUCUACUGACACCUCUAAGAAACAGAACUAAUACUAUUUGAAUGAUGCUAUGUACCGAGAAACCACUUUCACAUACAUCAUGUCAUUUCAUCUUCACCCCACCUCCAAAUGAGGUAAGCAGAGGUUAUCCCUAUUUCAUGGAUGAGUUAACUGAGGCUCAGAGAGGUGACUUGCCCAAGGUGACUCAACUAGUAAAUGGCAGAGAUGAGACUCAAACGCAGGUCUGAUUAUCCCAAAGUUCUUAUUGCUUUAGAUACACUUCUUUGACUAGGGGUUCACAAAUGAAAUGAGACAGGAGGUUAGGAGGCAGAAUGCCAGGGCUCUGGAGGGGAGAGUGGUCUCUCCUGGAGGAGUGAUGCACAGCCAGGGGUAUAAAACCACACCCCUUGGAGGACUGUGGCAGACUGAUACUUGGGACACCCAAUGGAUGACUGUGAGGUCAGGGGCGGGGCUAGCUCCAGGGUGGGGGUGCCCAGGAGCCCCAACAGCAGUUCAGAGCAUGCGGUGUCCAGGAGGAAGCUACAACCGGUGAGUGGCUGCUUCUCCCCAGCUGAGACUUUCCUCCCACUACACCCCUCUUUCUGUCCACUUCCUGCCAGCCUGUAGCCCUCUCCGUGAAGUGUCCAACUAGUAAUCCCCCCUCCUAUGGGGUCCGUACUCAUGGUGAGCCCACACCUAGGAAUAUGCCUGCUGGGCACUGCAACACUUAGGUGCGUCUCUUUAUAUCUGGGUUCCCAGUUUUCUUAAAAGCCAAUGUGGUGGUUUUGAUGUGUGAUAAAUUUCUGCCUUGUUCGGUUCUGUCCUUCUGUUCUUCACUUUUGGCUUAUGAAAAACAAAAUUGAACCGUCUCCUUAUCCUAAUCUUGAGAGGAAAUAGCCUCUCCCUCUAUAGUUCCCAUUUCCCUUUCUUUGGCUUCCUCAAGGGUCAAAGCCUUCUCCAAAGUCUCUCCAUCUUCAGAUGAGGAGCCUUCUCUCCUGUGGCUUCUGACCUGCUCUCUUAUCUCACUGCAUGGGAGCCUUUGGUCUCUUCCAGUUCCUUCUCUGAGGAUGGGUUCUAGAAGUUUCGUCCUCAGGGAGAUGAUUGAUUGAUGCCUUAGAGCCUGCCCUCCUGCAGUUACGACCCCUGUCUUGCUGCCCUUUCUUCCUCUUGGGACCCUCAGCUCCACAUGAUGGGCUUGCAGGGGGAGGACACACUAGCUUUCUAACCUCACCCAUGAAGCUGUGUCUUGCUCCAUCCCUAACUUCCAGGGCUGACUGGGUUUUGUGGUGAUCUUCUUGUCUGGAAUGAGGAGAGCCUGACCUACUCCGAGGUCUUUCCCUGCAGAGGAGCUUGGAGAAGCAGAAGUAUCAGUGUUUGCUAUCCUUUAAGUCAGACAUUGCCAACUGGCAGGACCCAUCUAUACUAGCCUUAAAUCCACUACUUGAGAUAGUUCUUAGCUGUCUGGUCCUUGCUCUUUAAGUCCUGAAUUUGGUCUAAUUUCCAUUCUCCCACCACCCCACCUCCACCCCUGGCCCCUGCUAUGAUUCUGGAUAAGCUCAGGUCCUCUCUCGGGUCAGGUUAUCUGUUCCAUUCAGGACAGAGAGCUCUGAUUCAGAACCAGCAAUUCACUCUUUCUCCCCUCACCUCCACAGGCUUGAGAAUAUGCUGUUCCUGCCUCCCCUUUUCACCAUGGACCCCACACUGUGGCCCUUCUCUCAGAACCUCUGAGAUUGGUACCCAGGCAAGGCACAAUGCCCACGUCCCCAACAAGACUGCCUAGUCCCUAUGGCUCUGAUCGGCUGGUACGGCUAGCAGCCAGGCUCCGGCCAGCACUAUGUGAUACCCUGAUCACAGUGGGGAGCCACGAGUUCCCUGCCCACAGCCUGGUGCUGGCAGGUGUGAGCCAGCAACUGGGUCGCAGGGGUCGCUGGGCUCUGGUGAAAGGCAUCAGCCCUUCCACCUUUGCCCAACUUCUGCACUUUGUUUAUGGGGAGAGCCUAGAGCUGCAACCUGGGGAACUGGGGCCCCUUGAGGAGGCAGCCAGAGAGUUAGGGGUGCAGUCCCUGGAAGAGGCAUGCAUGAGGGCUCGAAGAGAUAUGGCCAGAGAAGAGCUGGGUCCAGGGCUGAAGGAACAACAGGAGGAGCCAGAGAAACCCACAAGGGAUUCUAUGAGAGGAGUGCGGGGCUUUGGAGAGAAGCAGAGACCACAGAAGUUUGUUAGAGCUGGUGGGAAAGAACAGGAGACGUUGCACAGGCACAGGCCACCAAGAGAGAGCCCUGAGAUGGCAGAGGCAACUCUGGAGGAGCAAGGGGAGCAGAUGAGACCAGAGGAGAAACUCAACCAAUCCCCUGUUGGCCGCGGAGGAGUAGAUGGGAAGCAAGAAGUGAUCAUGUGGGUGAGGGACAGUCCAGGGGGCUCUGAGGAAAGUCUGCGGGAGUUCCCUGGCCCCCUUCCCCCACCAGGUUCCCUCCAAACCGGCAUCACCCCUAGGCCCUGGUGGGCUGAGGCCCCUUGGUUGGGGGAGGGCCAGCCUGCCCUGUGGAGCAUCCUGCUGUUGCUGCCCAGAUAUGGCACUCCCUUCUCCCAUAGCACCCCCAUGACUGCAGCCCAGCAGGAGGUCUGGCCUCGGGACCAGAGGAUCCCACUGUCCCUGAACCUCCACAAAGGCCUCUGGAGCCAGAACCAGUUGGCCUCCUGCAGCCCCACCCCAGGUUCCCUCCCCCAGGGCCCCACACAGCUCAGCCCUGGGGAGAUGGAAGAGUCUGAUCAGAGGCACACAGGUGAACUUGCAACCUGUGUGGGUCAUGUGGGCACAGCAAGCCACCCAUCUCACCAACACCCUCCCCCACCCCCUCCUGCUCGGUCUCGGCCCUAUUCUUGUUCUGUCUGUGGAAAGAGGUUUUCACUCAAACAUCAGAUGGAGACGCACUACCGUGUCCACACAGGAGAGAAGCCCUUCUCCUGUAGCCUCUGUCCCCAGCGCUCCCGGGACUUCUCAGCCAUGACCAAGCACCUGCGGACGCAUGGGGCCGCACCCUACCGCUGCCCUCUGUGCCAGGCCGGCUGCCCCAGCCUGGCUUCCAUGCAGACGCACAUGCGCGGCCACUCGCCCAGCCAGCUCCCGCCGGGAUGGACCAUUCGCUCCACCUUCCUCUACUCCUCCUCCUCCUCCUCGAGGCCAUCUCGGGCCUCGACCUCUCCCUGUAGGCCCCCUUCCUCAACCACCUGACAGGGUGUCAGUAGCUUCUUUGGCUUCAGCCAAGCGUACAGAAUGAAAGAUGGGCCGGCGGGCCUGCUAGGCUUCUGACCUCGCACCGCGGCUACGGCCGCCUAGCAAACUCUGCUCCAAGAAGCGUCGCAGCAAGGGCGCCAAGAGCCCUCUCCCAGAUGACCGCGGGCCACAGAAACCUGGGCCAGCGAGCCCGUGUGGGGUGAGGGCAGUGAAGUGUGCACGAGUGAAGGUUAACUGUGCGGGGACUGGCGGUUCAUCACCAAAAUAAAGAGUUUCCUGUGCCCUCCUCUCGGGACCAGAAA